ACGUCUCGUUGAAGUAAACUAAACAUCGCGAUACUUCAGCCGACCGUGAGGAACAGUGUGGAGCUCGCUGCGGUAGCUUCAAGCUACGCAGUGCCAAAAACUGUGAAAUAAGACGUUCUUCAGAGAGGAGGGGGUUCACCUGCACUUUUACAGAGUUUAUUCUUUGCAAACAAGACAUGAACUGACAUUCACUUCCUCCAACCCUUAAAGAACAAUCUUUUUUUUCCCUGCCUGCUUCGAUCUUUAUCUUGACUCGCCUGCACUGAAUCAUUUUGAAACCAGUGAGCAGAUCCACUUUGUGACGUCAUGUCUCAAAAGUCACAGUCAGACGGAGGUCAGAAACACUUUGCCGUGGGUCGGGGGCUCCUGGCCGCCGCAGAGACCUUGAACUUCAGCAUGAACGAACAGAGAUCCAGCCGGCAGAUGGGGGGCAUGUCCUCGGGUGUGGGUGGUGGUGGCAUGGAGGGCAAUGAUAGCGGCUCCCAGAUGUCCAGGCUUGGCAGCAGCAACCAUCUUGGCAGCACCAUGAAGCUGUUCGCCAGUUUAGGGCUGUCGCCCUCUGACCUGGAUGCUCUCGCUGAAAUCCCUGAAGAGGACAUCAGCGUUGAGACGCUGCCGCACAUCCUCAGGCAGCUCAAGAGCCGCAAGGGACAGGCAGGGGAGCGGAGGGCGUCUUCCAUGUCUUCCAUGUCCUCUGAGGCUGCAUAUCAAGGAGGAAGAGACAGCUGGGCUGACACACCCAUGGGGAGGAUAGGGGGUCCUUCUCUGGGUCAGGGUUCAACACGGGCCCAAACCUGUUCAGACUUUGGGUACAGUUCUCUGCAGGACGUCACUCCCAGCCGGGCCUAUAGCCUAAACUACAGCAGCAGCAGCAGUGGAGGAGGUGGGAGCAGGGAGAGGCUGUACUCUGAGCUUUCCCACCAUGAUUCCUACAGCAGCCUUGGCAUGGGCCUGUCCUCCUCAGACCCCAUCUUUAUGUCGAGGAGAAUCGGCCCCCCUCCACACAGAAAAGUCCAAGACUUCUUGGGAUCCAUGCCCCCCCUAUUCCCACAUGUGUGCUCUCUUUGUGACUUUGACGUUCGUUCCAUCAUGGAGUGGAACCAACACAACGAUGGACUUCGACAUGCUGAAAACAGACGGCUGCUGCUCAACAUGUAUCCAGAGUGGGACCCUGGUAUGUCGUCAGGCAGAGGUGGGGGUCUUCUGGAUACCCCCAACCUGUCGUCGGGGCUGCUGGGACCUGCCCCCAUGUCUUCCGCUCAGACAGCAGGAGGGAUGUCCUCCAGCUGGGGAGGAGGUGGAGGUCCUGGUCUGUCAGGAAAGAACCAGCCGAUACAGAAUAAGCUGAGGAGCAGGGUGGUGGUGGUGAAGUACGACAGGAAGCCGCUCAGCACCAAGACUCUGUUCGCCUUCACUGAGCCUUUUGGCGUCCUGAGGGAGCACCUGGUGCUGAAGAAUAAGGCCUUCUUUGAGAUGAACAGCCACGAGGAGGCUCUGGACAUGGUCAACUACUAUGAGCAGCAUCCAGCGUCUCUGUACGGCAAACCGCUCACCUUUUACCUGUCCAAGAGGCUGCUGGUCAUCGAGAAAGACGAGUGGGCAGCAGACAGGCCGUCUGACCGACCUGUCAGAGACGUCAAAGGUUACGGCAGCCAGGUGGUUUUCUUCUCCAACCUGCCCAGAGAGGAGGAGAAGAAGAUGGAGCUGCUGACCAUCGCUGCACGUUUCGGCACCGUGGAGAAACACCUGUUCUUAACCGACCAGGCGUUUGUCCAGCUCGGGACCCCCGAGGAUGCAGAGAUGCUGGUCAAAUAUUACAGCCUGAACCCGCUCACCAUCAAAGGACGACCCAUCCGCCUCAACAUCUGCACCAAGUACAAGACACUCAAUGUGAACAGGAGACAGGGAGGCGCUGCAGGAGACAGUCGAGGCCAGAGGAGCAGCAGAGCAAACACAAACUCCUCCUCCUCUGCCACUGGAACCAGAACCUCCUCCAGCUCCCUCAGGACCUCCUCCUCAUCCAAGUCGUCCUCCAGCUCCAGGAGCAGAGAAGAGAAGAAGAAGGAACAGGAGAAGGAGGAGGAGGAGAACAAAGUGAAGCCUGCUGAGAAGCCUGCCACAGAGGAGGAGGAGGAGGAAGAAGAGGUGUCAGGAGUGAUGGAAGGGGAGGAGGAAGGCGGGGAAGUGGGAGAGGAGCAGUUAACCGAUGGAGACGUAGAGGGAGAGGAGCCAGAGAGAGCAGAGACUGUGGAGAAAACAGUGGAGGAGUCGGAGGAGGUCAAACAGCUUCCUGGUGCUGAUGAUGUCACUUGUGACAAGCCUGGAGAUGUGGACGGUGCUGAAGGUGAGGUAGAGCAGGGGGCGGAGCCUGAGGCGCAAACAGAAGCAGCAGAAACUGAAGAACAGGAGAACAAAGAAGAGCAGAGCACAGAACCAGCAGAGAGUUCAGAGAUGAUGGAGGGAUCAGCAGAAGAGGAUGAGGACUUCCUGGAGAACAUGGAGGACUUUGUGACGCUGGACGAGCUGGUGGAGGAUGACGAUGAAGUUCACGGAGAGUCUGACAAUAUCGACAACACGAGGAGAGGGGGGAUGAGAGUGGUCAACAUAGUCGGCUUCAGACGAGGUUAUAACUUCCUGGAGGAGCUGCUCGGACUCGCUCAACCUUUUGGGAAGCUGGUCAAACACCUGGUGCUGGACCUGAAACCUGAGGCGUAUCUUCAGUUUGAGACGGAAGAAGAAGCUCGCGCCAUGUUUAAGUUUUAUAACAGUAACGUGACGGCGUCUGUGUGCGGCCGACCUGUGAGGAUCAGCCACUCCAUGACCUACCCGACCAUCCAGUGCGGCUCCAGUAAGGUGGUGUACAUCGGUCAGAUCCCCAGCAGUAAAUACUCGGACGAGUCCAUCCUCACCCUAGCCGAGCCGUACGGAAAAGUCAAGAAGUAUUUCCUGAACCGGAUCAAGAAGGAGUGCUUCAUUGAGAUGGAGGAAGUGGAGGAUGCUGAGAAGAUGGCCGAAGACUGCAAAGCAAACCCGCUGAAGUUCAACGGGAAACGUCUGACGGUCUACGUCAGCAGGAAGUACAGACAUCUCAAAUACGGGCAUCGAUUCUCCAGCACACAGAAGAGAGAAAGCAGCAGCCCACCUCCAAAAUCGUCCAAACAUUCGGAAGAACCUCCCGCUAAGAAACUGAAACCGACAGAGGAGGAGAAGGAGAAGAGGGUGGAGGAGGAGCCAGAGGAGAGGAGAGAGGAGGAGACACCAGGCCCUGAUGUCAAUGAAAAGACAGAGGAGACGAUUCCAGAUGCUUCUGAUCAGAACCAGAAGAACAGUCAGGAUGUAGAAAGUGUCCUCAUUAAGGAGGAGGAGGAGAUAUCCACCAAUCAGAACAGAGACACUGAGACUCCCCUGCAGAGCACGCCGUCUCUGCUGCUGCCACUGACAUCGGUGAAACAGGAGGAAAACAUGGAGACAUCAUCGACCAAUCAGAACGGACAGGCCGAGGCUGCCCCGCCCCCUCAAACCAAACCCAGCGUGGCUUCUCUGCCGCUGCCCCCCCACGACCCCGACGCUCCAAUAGGUGUUGAACAUGUGAAGAUGGGUUAUUACUGUCGCGUCUGCUUCCUGUUUUACUCCAAUGAAGACAUGGCCAAAAAGACCCACUGCAGCAGCCAAUCACACUACAACAAGCUGCAGAAAUAUCUGGAGAAGGAACAGACCAAAGCAGAGAAGAAGGUGAAGAAGACGGCCUGAAAAAACACUUAAACCGAUUAUUUCAUUUAAAGAUGUCUUUUUUUUCUGUUUGAAUUGAGACUGAAUGCUGCUCUGACAUUUCAGUUCCCUUUGUAAAGUUUGAACAACCUGUUCAACUUUCUGUUGUCUUAGAUUUUUGUGGAUUUUUACAAAAUAAACCAGUUCUUUCAAA
Molecule: messenger RNA, 3922 nt
Organism: Labrus bergylta (ballan wrasse)
Lineage: Eukaryota; Metazoa; Chordata; Actinopteri; Labriformes; Labridae
Gene: matr3l1.2
Product: matrin 3-like 1.2
Cellular component (GO): nucleus
Molecular function (GO): RNA binding; zinc ion binding
Source: RefSeq, a predicted model, not a curated record